Onychostoma macrolepis is the source of this 2569-nucleotide messenger RNA. It is a transcript of the gene stc2a, whose product is annotated as stanniocalcin 2a. The record is from RefSeq and is a predicted model, not a curated record. Gene Ontology annotation, cellular component: extracellular region. Bases 216 to 1064 code for a protein of 282 amino acids. Gene Ontology annotation, biological process: intracellular calcium ion homeostasis. NCBI's taxonomy places the organism in Eukaryota, Metazoa, Chordata, Actinopteri, Cypriniformes, Cyprinidae. The transcript is spliced from 4 exons. Gene Ontology annotation, molecular function: hormone activity.
UGGACGUGGUGGUCUGCGUUUCUGAUUGGUCGGGAAGCGCGACUGACAACACCUGCUUAACUCCUUCAUCCAAAUUGACACCCGGACUCUGGGAAAUAUAUCCAGCAUCCAUCCCUUCUCCACUCUCACACGCUCUCUGUGUCAUCUCGACAGUCUCCUCAUCAGAUCCCGCGCUGACAGCCUCUUAUUAUUUAUCGCGCAAACUGAGUGGAGAAAUGUUGAUCAAAUGCGCACUAGCCUUGCUGCUUCUCGUCUUGGGGGAAUUGGUGGGAACGGAUAACGUUGACGCUCACGAGAGUCACCCUGAGAAACCGGCCAGUCAGAAAGGACGUCUCUCCUUACAGAACACAGCUGAGAUCCAGCACUGUCUCGUGAGCGCAGGAGAUGUGGGCUGCGGCGUCUUCGAGUGUUUCGAGAACAACUCCUGCGAAAUCCGGGGCCUUCAGGAAAUCUGCAUGACCUUCCUGCACAAUGCUGGCAAGUUCGACUCGCAGGGAAAGUCUUUCAUCAAGGAUGCACUGAAGUGCAUGGCUCACGGCUUAAGGCACAAGUUCAGCUGCAUCAGCCGAAAAUGCCUGGCCAUAAAGGAUAUGGUCUUCCAGCUGCAGCGAGAGUGCUACAUGAAACACAACCUCUGCUCAGCUGCAAAAGACAACGUCAAUGUCAUGGUGGAGAUGAUACAUUUCCAAGACUUAUUUCCCAAAGGGCCGUACGUCGAGCUGGUGAACAUCUUGCUCAGCUGUGGAGAGGAGGUGAAGGAAGCCAUUACGCGGAGCGUGCGUCUGCAGUGCGAGCAGAACUGGGGCGCUCUGUGCGACAGCCUGAGCAUCUGUACAUCUAUCACUGCUGCUCCAGCGUCAAGCGGCCUCGAGCGACGCCUGCCGCUUUCCUCUCAUUCAGAUGCCGAGCACCACAAGAGCGCUCGAACAGGAGACAAGGACAGACCCGGAAAGGUCGGCUUCAGUUCCCACACAAGAAGCCGGAGCCAAGGCCCGCGCCGCGCCAGUUUAGAUGCCAGCCCCGCCGAGCAGGAAGACUCAAAGAUCAGCGACAUUCGGAGGUGAAAUAGCAGGAUCACCUAAACUGACCAUGACACCCCAAUCCUCUACUUCACAGACUCAGCAGACCUCUUAAUUCAACCCAUCCACCCUCACAUCUCCACAGUCAUUCCAGCUCUCCCAAACUGUACAUUUUGCAGGGUAAAUGUGGUGCAGCUUUUUUGAUACUCCAGAUUAUAGGACAGAUUGUUAAUUUUGUAGAAUUGCUUUUAUUUUAGUUCUAAUACAGCAUCUCUAUUUUGCAAAUCAUAUCCUCCUUAAGAUUCAAUCACCUUGUUUAUUUAUUUUAUGCUUCAUGCAGCGUUUGAAUAUAAAACAUGUACAUAUAAAUCUACGUAUAUCUAUAUUUAUAUAAACACGUCUAAAUAUAGCCUCCAUAUUCAGUAAUGAUAUACUAUAUGUAAUAUAGUGCUUGCUGUUGUAUUAGUUAUAUUAUUGCACCAAUUACGCAUCUGACUGUAGAUAUGUAAGAUACGUUUGUUUGUUUCAGAAAUGUGUGUGUAAUUGUUAUUUGAAAUACUUGAUUAAAUACAAGCUGUACAGGAUUGAAGUCCAGGUCUAGCACAUACAACGCUCUGUGCUUCUUAGAAGGAAAGCGAAGUCAAAACAACGUCCAGUAACAAGCUUAUUGUGCCUUGAGAAUAUUACAUAGAGGCUUUACCCCAAAAUGAACUGUAGAACCCGAGCAGAUGUACAAUAGUAAAAACUUCUAGCUGCCUCACGUCUCAGUAUGAUAAAGCGCCCUGAUAGUAUCGCUUAAGUCCAAUGUGUAUGCUGCAUUUCUGGGCUUUGCCCAAACAGAUUAGUUGAACAUAGGAACAACUUUAGCGCGCAGUGUCUCAUGGAAAGCAGGCCUGCCUGUGCUCUGGCCAAGUCCACAGCCAGCCACUGGUGUUUCCAAGUAAAAAAUAGCAGUUUUCUCCCAGAGCCACUGAGAAGAGCCAGAAGCUGGAAUUGCACUCAGCUGGCCUUAGACCCAGGAACUGGGUUAAGUCUACAUAAGAAGCUCAGGGUAUUACUGACAAUAAUAUUGAAAUGGGUGAAUUAUUGUUUACUAUAGCUACGAAAAGAAUUGUUUUGGGUCCUUGCCACGUGAUUGGUUAAUAAAAUGUUCGGAGCUGAUUGUUGGUUUAAGAAUAAGGAAUGGCCUGUACAGUUCUGCUAUUCAUCAGCCUAAAGACAACAGUAGUUACUUUGACCAAUCAUCUUCUUAAUUCACUCAGGUAUUCCAAUGAACAUGUGGGCAAAAAUGUGAUCAACUUUGGGUUUAAACCUGGAAAACAUUUUUAGAUUGUUACAAGGAAUGAAAAAAUCUGUGUACAACUAUUACAUUGAAUGAUAGAUUCCAUAUCGGUACAGAUAGCAUGUGUUCCAAUUGUUUUAGGAAAAAUAAAUACUAAAUCUCAUUUCUUACUCAGACGUGUCUUUCUGGAUUUUCUUUUUUUCACACAGCAUUUUAGCACAAUAAAAGUCAGUAAUUAGAAAUGUAUUUAUAAUAUAUUUCAUAUAUU